Molecule: messenger RNA, 3928 nt
Organism: Anguilla anguilla (European eel)
Lineage: Eukaryota; Metazoa; Chordata; Actinopteri; Anguilliformes; Anguillidae
Gene: lmbr1
Product: limb development membrane protein 1
Exons: 17
Coding region: 172-1641 (489 amino acids)
Biological process (GO): signal transduction
Molecular function (GO): transmembrane signaling receptor activity
Source: RefSeq, a predicted model, not a curated record
GCGUUUUUGUGGCGUCAGAAAAGCUCGAUGUCUCCGUAUUAUGACUCAUUCAAAAAAGGGCCGUACUAUAAGUAUGAAUUUGUUUUUCUAAUGUAUUUUGGUUUCAGUUUAAUUCAUGACAGCAGCACGGCGUUGGAAGUUAGUGAUUGAUGCUCCUGUGCAAUAUGAAGAAUGGACGAAGACGAUGUGACUAUCAGAGAACAGAAUUUUCACAGCCAAGUUCGAGAGUACAUCAUCUGCUUCCUUCUGUUUGCUGUCCUCUACAUCGUUUCCUACUUCAUCAUCACCCGGUACAAGAGGAAAACUGAUGAUCAUGAAGAUGAAGAUGCCAUAGUCAACAGAAUAUCGCUGUACUUGUGCACCUUCACUUUGGCGAUCUCGGCCGGGGCGGUCCUGCUCCUGCCCUUCUCCAUAAUCAGUAACGAGAUCCUGCUGUCCUUCCCCAAAAACUACUACGUCCAGUGGCUCAAUGGCUCUCUCAUCCAUGGGCUCUGGAACCUGGUUUCCCUCUUCUCUAAUCUCUGCCUCUUCGUGCUGAUGCCCUUUGCCUACUUCUUCCUGGAAUCUGAGGGAUUUGCUGGAUCAAAGAAGGGCAUAAGGGCUCGCGUGUUAGAGACGUUUGUGAUGCUCUUCCUGCUGGGGCUGCUCAUCCUGGGAAUAGUGUGGGUGGCGUCGGCCCUGAUCGACAAUGAUGCGGCCAGUAUGGAGUCGCUGUACGACCUCUGGGAGUUCUACCUGCCCUACUUGUAUUCCUGUAUAUCCCUAAUGGGAGGAUUGCUUCUUCUGAUGUGCACGCCGGUGGGGCUGUCGCGGAUGUUCACGGUCAUGGGCCAGUUAAUAGUGAAGCCGACGAUCCUGGAAGACCUGGAUGAACAAAUUUACUGCGUCCAUUUGCAAGAGGAAGCCCUUCAGAGGAGAUUAAAUGGGUCAGCCUCUCAUUCUCAGUGCAACACUCUGCUUCUGCACAAGGAGCUGGACAGCGUCAGGAGUCAGAGGAACAAGCUGGAGAGGCGGAAGAAGGCUUCGGCGUGGGAGAAGAAUCUGCUGUACCCCAUUGUCAUGCUAAUACUCCUGACUGGAACAACAAUCUCUGUCCUUCUAGUUGCUCUCAACAUCCUGUAUUUAUUAGUGGAUGAAACUGCAAUGCCAAAGGGAUCAAAGGAACGAGGGAUAGGGAAUGCUUCCUUAUCAACCUUUGGAGUUGUCCAAGCUGCUGUUGAAAUCAUUCUGAUGUUCUACCUAAUGGUGUCCUCUGUCGUCGGCUUCUACAGCCUGCGCCUCUUUGAGGGCCUCACCCCGCGGAAGGACGACACCACCAUGACGACGAUCAUUGGAUGUUGCGUAUCGAUCCUUGUGCUCAGUUCAGCUUUGCCAGUCAUGUCCAGAACCCUGGGAAUUACAAGGUUUGAUCUUCUUGGAGACUUUGGGAGAUUUAACUGGUUGGGCAACUUCUACAUUGUCCUGUCUUACAACCUGCUUUUUGCCGUGGUGACGACACUCUGCCUGGUUCGAAAGUUCACGUCCGCAGUUAGGGAAGCGCUCCUGAAAGCUUUGGGUCUGGAUAAAUUGCACCUUUCAAACAGCCCCACGGACCCGGAGACAGCCAAGCACUCAGCGAACGGGCAUCAGAAGUCUCUGUGAGGAGGAGACGCUCCCGUAAUCAGCAGCAGCAGGAGGGAGAGCGACCUGCGGCCAUCUCGUUCCGUCUCCCUCCUCCCCUCUGGACAGGCAUCGGGAGCAGGCCGAAGCCUGUGCGCCAUUACAGUGUCCGCCGCAGCCAUCUACAGCUGCACUGUGCUUUUCAUUUCAAAAAGAAGAAGAAAAAAACUUCAUUUCCCAGAAUGCAUCAGAACCAACUGCAAGUUGUCCUGCAGAAUGUGAUGAACACUUCCUGUUUGCUACCAGGCUUUGUUUAAGGAAGCAGAAUGGAACUUUUGGGAUUGGAGUUUACAGUAAGAGAAGCUUACAGAACACAAUUUUGGGCACUUCUGUCCACACUUUUUUUUUUAUUGGUCGCAGUUUGCAGAGUCUCUUGGCCUGUCUUAUGUCGUUUUGUUCUUUGUUCCCAUUUUGUUCUUUGACUAUCAUACACUUCACCUUCAAGUUACUAAGCGACACCCAAAUGCAGAACUUUGUUCUUUGUGUAAUAUUUUAUCAAUUGAAAGAACUUCAAGCGGUUAACUUGAAAACGUGUGAAUAGUUAAUGCACAUUUUACUUAAAAAAUGUUUUUUUUAAAAAGAACAAAAAAACUUUUAUCUUUAGAAACUUAUGCAUAGUUCCAGCACAUGUCUUUUCUUAAUGUUUGUUUGCAGUGGUGGGGAGCAUCAGUGGCAUAAAUAUAAAUACAGACCUAAAAUAUGAUGUGACUGACAUAAAACUGACAACAGUUUUAUGGUAGAAUCCAACACACACCACAUAGAUUUCCCUCUUUGUGUGUGUGACAUGAGGAAAUGAACCUGGUGAUAUCAGCUUGGCUAAGCCAUGCCUUCAGAUCGGUAUCCAGAACUAUCUGAGCAUUUGCAGUGACAGGUGUGCGCGGCGUUGAUGUGAAGCUUUGCGCUAUUUUAGGGACAGUCUCUCAGACCAGGAUCAAAGUGAUGGAUAUAUAAAGAGAAUUUUAGUACUAGGAGCUGCCUUUUCACUCUGGAAAUUUUCUAAAUGCAAUGCCUUAUUUGAAAACCAUAAAAUGUGUACAGGUAUAUAAUUGCUUUUUUUUUUUUAAGAAAUGGACUGAAAUUGACUCUUUUUUUUUUUUUUAAAGCGAAAGACACUGAUGUCAAAUAAACCAGUCUUAACCGUCCUGUCAAUGCUGAACCGUAACGCCUCACAAACAGGGCAACAACGAGCAUUCAGACCAACCGAGAGGAUGAUGUCCAUACAGCGUUUCUACCUUGCGUCUCAAAUUACAUGGAACGUGUGAAAUUCAGGUGAAAGGACACACCCAAGCAGAAUCUCAUAAUCACAUUUACCCGAUAUAGCACUAACUCUAUCAAAGGGCAUCGGCGUUCGUCUGUCUCCAUACCUCUCCGUUUCUUUCUUUUCUUUCCUUGUUUUUUUUUUAACCCCCCCCCCCCAUAUUGGCAGAGGUCAGUCUCCAUUUGCGGCUGCUUGAGCGGUGCUGAAGGUCUUGUUAAAGGCAGUGCGGCAGAGGGCUGGAGAAUUGAUGGCGUUGCUCCGACAGCAGGCAGCAAUGAGGCAUUGAGAGCUAUUCUAGGCAGAGCCCUGGUUGGCACAACGGUAAUACUGAUUAAUGCCUUGGAGUCCUAAUCAGGUGACUGGAAAGCCACUUGUUUAAGGGAAAAGAGAACUCCAUUCUUCUACUGGAAAUGGAGUUGGUGCAGCUGAGCCACACGACUGAUCGAGAUUGGUGUGUGUGUGUGUGUGUGUGUUCUGGUGUUGAAAGUGUUCUUCUUUUUUUUUUUACAAUUAAAUGUUUAUAUAUUUGCACAGCAGCAGAGAUGGAAAAUUGGGGAAAAAGAGAGCUGUAGAUAAUUUGCAGAUCUUCCAACAAGUCUUACACAGCCCUGAAGAAAUGCUCCGUUAGUGUAUAGAAUAUUGGCAUUUAACCUUGAUAUAUUUAGUUAUAAUAAGUUAAGUUUAUCAGUUGGUGCUCACACCUCAAAGGACCAGUACUGCCAUGAUCUUAUGAUAAAUUAGUCUACAUAGCCAAGCCCAUAUUCUUUAGUGACUGAACAGACUUUGACAAGAUAUCUUUAUGUAUAUCUGUACUGAAUACUGCUUGAACACCCAUACCAAGACUCUUUUUGUAGUUAUUUUUUGCCAAUACUGUAGGCACAAAGGCCUCUACAAAGACCUAUUGAGCAGUUUAAGGCCAAGUUUGGACCUACGUGAUCCCAUGUACUCUGCAGUUGUUAUAUAGUACGUACAGAACCAUGUCAGUGACUGACACACCCAAACAGACAGAAA